AUGUCAAAACGCAGCGAGACUUACGAGUAUUGCCCUCGCGUUCUGCCACACCCAGACGUUGAAUAUCCGUUAAACGUUCAAUACUGUGGAGGUAACUUACCUUGCUUUUCUAGUCGUACAUGUAGAAUGUUCGAUGCCCAUUGAAUAUUGUGAAUUUUCGCACUGCCCCGAAAAAUGCAAGCAGUGGUUGGAAAAGAAUCUUCCUGAGGUAUUCGAGCAGUUGAGCACAGGUUCUUGAUUUAUGCGAAUUUACACUGUGUGUAUCUAGUUACGGAAGAUACCGAAACUAAGAAGAAGUCUCGUCAAGUACGCGGUGGCAAAGGCUCUGGGGUCAAGAAACCGGUACAGCAGAAAAUCACACUAUUUCGAGCUUCAAGGGGGAAAAACAAAUUUACCACUAGUGUCAUUGGCUUGGACACGUUUGGUAUGUUCUUAAACCUUCAGUUUUUUUCUUCAUGCCCCAUGUCAGCUAAGCGUCUCGGCUAACGCGUCUGCGAUUUAGUUCACUUCACAUAGUUCACUAGCUCCAAAAGUAAUACCCUAGCUGCGUUUCGAUAUUUAACCGGUGUCACUUCGAUGUUGAUAUGCCUGCGGGCAGUGGUUUUACGCAGUUCUUUUUGAUUUAGGCCUAUUUUUGUUUGUCAAGCUUUAGAGUUUGCGUAUUCCUCCUGAUCUUAACUUUUUUCUACUGGAACAGAUGUAGUCAGACCCUCCGUAGUUUUGGUCUGAGACGACAAGUUAUCUAGGCAGUUAUCCCGACGUGCUUAAUUUAAACAAUGAAACCAAAACCAAUGUGACCAUUGUUUGGUUUAGUUAUUCUGUGAGGCGACAGCGAGCACUCGGUCUUUGAUGUGCACAUGUUCUACUGUGAGCCGUGCGCGGUCUCCACCAGACAAACAUAGAUGUCGACUAUCUGUCCUUAGUCCGAAUAUCAGACGUAGACCUUCAGAAAAGUAAUAUUCCUCGGUGAAUUCUUUCACACCAUAUCACUGCUCUCCCCACGACACCUCCAGUAGACACGGUGUGACAAUCUUCCUCCCUCUCCCAAGUAUUUCCUGCCCAAAAUUUUCUUUUCAUCGGCUGCCGUGUGCACAGCUGAAGUUGGAUUUUAUUAACAGCUGUCGAUUGUGUCUACAUCCGAACUUUGACUGCCGACUGACGAGCAUAUGUAAGAUAUGGUUAACAGUCUCCCGUCAUCGGCUAAUCUUGGCCGGUGACUGCAGUGUCAGCACUGAGUCGACGAUUCUCGAGGCAGCUAUGUCGCCAUUGGACUUAGUUGUAGAUGUGAAAAUUCUGAAAAGCAUCUCAGCUUCACUAAUGAGAAACGGCCGUUUGCCAUCAACACGUGUUCAAAGCAUUGCAGAUAAAAUGCUGAUAUAGUAUUCUCACUGAUGGCUGUGCGGCCAGGCAGCCCGACUACCUCCUCGCUACUUUGGCACUUCUUUUGUUGCAUCUAACUACGCUUACUUGUCAGUGCAUGUUUUGUCUGGCUACGUUCGAGGCUUCAUCUACCGUCUUUGUCAAGGAUGCCUCGUUACGACAAGCCGAGCCACAAGAGAGGGUUGCCGCAAGCGGUCUUCGGUCCAAGGAAGGAAGGGAGGAAGCCGAAGGAAUAUUCAGACUCAAUCAUUGGCACUGCCAUAACCACGUCAGCCCAGGAACCCGACAGUUUUCUGUUCAGGCGACUCGAGCUACAUCUCGCAACGACUAAUCCCUUUAACUUUUGAAAACGACGUCAGAAUGUUGUUGAACGGCAGCAUGAGCUAUUGGGGUGAAAUAGUGGCUUUAGUGGAACAAGCAUUAAACGUUGUCGAAUCUUGAAAACCCUAAAAUGUGCUUGCCUAACUAGUAGUAGUCGGCUGCACCGAGUCAGUAUUUGGCGAUAUGAAUGUUUUUCCGCAUACUUGGUUUAGAACGCAUGCAGCUGUGGAACGAUAGCAGGGUCCGGUCACAGUGAUGAUUUCUAUCGGCGUACUGUGUAGCUGCGUUACUUGCAAUAGAGAUCUGUGUUUCACCGCUUCGUUGAAUGGCUCAUCGGAAGGACCUUGCGCAAUUUUCACCGUGUUAGCACGCCUUCCAGCCGACCUCUACCUUGCUGACGAUACGGCCGUGUUAGCAUCCAGCUUCGAUGAUCUACUGAAGUGACUAAAUCAGUCGUUUGUCCCGUUGGCGCCAUGAAUGUCAGAGCAUCUCUGAUCAGAAGAAAACUUGAACUGGAAUAAGUAUGCGACUUCGGAUAUCUCUGGACGAUCUUGUCGGCGGGGACAUUAAGAGCGAUAUAAAAACCCCAGUCGUUGCUCCUCGUAGGGUUUCUGCGAGUCUUUCACAGUGUCUGUGGAGUCAUAGCGACACUUCACUCCUCACUGGUAUCCGCGUGUAUUUACUACUUGUUUAGGUGGCGGGAUUUGUGACUGAUUCAGUCGUCCUCAUACAGGAGGCUCAAUACGUCCCGAGUGAUCGCCCUUCAUUGCAGUUUGGGCGAGGCAGACUGCCGGGAGUUGAAUCACCUAGUACACUAGCUGGACAGAGCGCAGGAUCAGAGGUGCGUCCGAGGUCAGUUCUGGCGGUGUUUUCAGCUUGCCACAUCGAUUAAUCUGUCAGCUAGGGCCGAAUUCGGACGAGAUUACAUCCAGAAGGAUUCCACCCGCACGUGGGCUAGCAAGAUGACACAGUUAACCGUCGUUCGUUAUAAAUGCGAUCGUAGAAAUGACUUCGCAUAACGGAGCGCGAGCACCACUUAUCAACUGCUUUCAGACCGUGUAUAUCUGGACGUGCGCAUAGGACCGUCUUCGAUGGAAUUCUCGCACACCCUCCACUUAACCUGCAGGCCGUUCUCUCCUUGUUGCCGGACACGCCUAUCUUGUCCACUCGCUGGUCAAUUUCACCAUUAUACGUCCCUUCUGGCAAAAAGUUCAACCAAAGGUAGCGCGUACCGGGAAUCCUUGUGGUCAAUUUUUACGGCACCAGAUUCUGGGAUGCUUAGGAUCAUUGUGGAAGUGGCUUUCGGUCAGUCGGAUUGCAUGAAGAAGCACGUUGUUCCUUCCCUGCCUUAGAGGUUUAUUAAGAACCCGUGCAGCCAGUCCGUUGGAGGCGAGCACCACAAGUCCAAGGCAUAUCGACUGUCGUCAGUCAGCCAGCAAGACUGAAGGAGCAGUCGGAUGGGCGGAAUUCCACCUGCACGUGAAUCGGUGUUUAUAGUCGCCACUGACAGGGCGGUGAUCUGUGGUAGAGCGCUCGACUUGAUUCUCGAUGACCGAAAUUCCCACGCUCCACUCCCGGGCCUUCUGGGGCGGGGUUUUGGUGUGACAGUGGUACGUAGUUCCAGUUCCAUAACAGGUAGGGAAAAUUCCUCCCUGCCACUACAGUAAUAAACGGGAACAAUAAUUGAAAGCCUGGCUUCGGGAGGUCUAUACCCACGAGCGUCGCGUUACUGUUUCUUAGAUUGCACAAUGUUCUAAAUUCAGGUGGACAUAACGAGCUUGCAGUUUGUUGGAGCAAGCGCAUCUUCAACAGCGAAAUUCGCUAAAAAAAUGAGAGAGCUUCGUCGGCGGAAUUUACCUCAUCAACGUUUUCUGCUACUUUGCGUAAUUAAAGGUUCUCAAUGUCUAUUUCGAGUCGUAAGUCUAGUGGUCUACCUCUGCCGUCUCCAGUAAAAUGAGAGUGCGUCCUCAGUUAUAGCCAUUCCGGUUUUAAAGUGUUUUCAACCACAAUUUUCCCUUGCCGGAUUCUGCACGAGGGGAUUUCUCCAUUCUUGAGAAAGCUUUUGCGUCCAUCUUUCGGCUUUCAAACAAGUUGCAUAACCAAUUUACUCACUGUGAACCUCCGCGGUGCCGUUAAAAAAUGUGGAAACUAGCCCGUGUAUGGGAACUUGUUCGCCCUUUCAGAGAUCCUUCAUCGUAUAUUUCAAAGUGAUUGGACGUCGUUGAAACUAAGAGCUAAAGAAGCUAUCAUCUGUAUCGUGACGGUCCAAAAACUAAGCCCUAAAGUGUUUACGUGUUCGUGUCUGGUAACGCCUAUGUAUACGCGUAGACAGAGCGCAGUUCUUGAACUGCAUACAGUUGCUGUGAAGUCAUGUGCGAAACAAGGCCUUUCCAUCUGCAUUUUCGCCUGCAGAGACGCUCGAUAUCUAAGUGUUCUCCCAACUGUCAUGUUUAUUUCCUAACUUCAAGCUGAAUGUUGGCAUUUCAUUUUUUCUUUCUUUGUUAAAAGGCAUUGAUUUGAAGGUCGCGUCCAAAUUUUUCGGUCAAAAGUUCGCCACUGGCAGCUCCGCAACAAGUAAUAGCGGUGAAAUUGUCAUUCAGGGUGAUGUGAAGGAUGAUCUGCUAGAUCUUAUUCCGGAUAAGUGGCCUGAGGUGAGUGCCGGUCUUUUGUUAGACUUAUCUAAGCUCAACCAAACAAGGAUGAUCUAUUCGCUGUUUUAACUUUUAGAUACCAAUGGACGCGAUAGAGGACCUCGGUGACAUGAAACGCUAA
Molecule: messenger RNA, 4473 nt
Organism: Spirometra erinaceieuropaei
Lineage: Eukaryota; Metazoa; Platyhelminthes; Cestoda; Diphyllobothriidea; Diphyllobothriidae
Source: the annotation of a GenBank genome assembly